This is a messenger RNA of Solanum verrucosum, 1284 nucleotides long. RefSeq names its product disease resistance protein At4g27190-like. The transcript is spliced from 3 exons. Bases 1 to 1284 code for a protein of 427 amino acids. The record is from RefSeq and is a predicted model, not a curated record. Lineage: Eukaryota; Viridiplantae; Streptophyta; Magnoliopsida; Solanales; Solanaceae. Gene Ontology annotation, molecular function: ADP binding.
AUGGAUAUACUUAUUAAUGCUGUAGGUGGCAUUGUUGUUGAGGUGGGAAAGUUUGUAUGUAAAUGCAUCUAUCCAAAGAUUGAAAAUAUUGUCCGUUUCUCGUCAAAAAUUGAAAAUCUAAGGGAGGAAAUGGAGAAGCUAACAAAGUUUAGAGAUGAAAUCAACGGAAAGGUGGUGAAAGAUGUGGGAGAAGGCUAUAAAACAAAACCAGAUGUUAUCAAGUGGAUCAAAAAUGUUUGCGAGCUGGAGGAUGAAUGGGAAACUAUGCAACAAAGCAUUGCAGCAGCUAAGACAUUUGCGUAUAAAUGCUGUCCAAAAUGGAGCCUUCGCUCUCAAGUCUCCACUCAAGCACAGAAGAUUCAAGAUCAACUUUUCAGGCUUAAACAAGUCGGAGAAAGCUUUGAAUCAAAUUUGAUGGUAGAAAAUUACCAGAUGAAAAGAGUUGAGUUCAUCGCGGGACCAUCAGUAGAGGGUCAGUCAGCAGCAACAAGGAAUCUCAACGAAAUCCUACGACUAUUGGAAGAUGAUAAGGUAUGCAUCAUUGGUGUGGUGGGUCCAGGAGGAGUUGGUAAAACAACAUUGGUAAAGAAUCUGAACAAUGAGCUUCUAAAGAUUAAUGUGUCAAAUUCUAAAUUGUCUUUUGGUGUUGUGGUAUGGGUUACCGUGCCCAAACCACCAAUAGACAUAAAAAAGAUUCAAGCACAAAUUGUGAGCAGAUUAAACCUGAAGGUAGAUAGCGAGGGAAGUGAAGUAAGCAUUGCCAGCAAAAUCUUGGAAAGGCUCAACCAAGAAAAAAGUUUCCUUGUCAUACUAGAUGAUGUUUGGGAUGCUAUAAAUUUGGAUCAUGUAGGUGUGCCCCAACCCAAAGCUCACACAGGAAGCAAGGUUAUUAUAACUUCUCGUUUUGGGGAUGUUUGUAAGAAAAUGAAAACAGACAUCGAAAUGAAUAUUUCCACAUUGAAGGAAGAUGAAUCUUGGCAAUUGUUUAUCAAAACUGCAGGAGAUGUUGCCAAUCGGGAGAAUAUUCAACCAAUUGCAAGGGAUAUUGCAAGAGAGUGUGGCGGUUUACCUUUAGCAAUAACUGUUAUUGGGGCAUGUAUGAGCGGGAAGAACAGGGUCGAGGAAUGGGUAGAUGCUUUGGAUUCACUUAGAAUGUCUGAACCUUAUGACAAAGAUGUAAUAGAUGAGGUUUACAAGAUGAUCUCAUACAUUGCUGGUGGGCAGAGGGGUUCCUUGGUGAAUUCGACACAUACGAAAAAGCUUAUAACAGGGGAAUCACAAUAA